Capsella rubella is the source of this 1396-nucleotide messenger RNA. Its product is annotated as F-box/kelch-repeat protein SKIP30. The transcript has 2 exons. NCBI's taxonomy places the organism in Eukaryota, Viridiplantae, Streptophyta, Magnoliopsida, Brassicales, Brassicaceae. Gene Ontology annotation, molecular function: protein binding. The coding region runs from base 215 to 1252 and encodes 345 amino acids. The record is from RefSeq and is a predicted model, not a curated record.
CUAUUCCUCUGACUUGUGAACAGAGCGCUCUUACUUCUCUUUCUUCUUCGUGUUCGCUUCUCUUCUCUUCUCUUCUCUCUCUUUUGUUGUACGUUCCCUAACCUGGUUUACUAGUAAUACGAUUGAAAUCUCCUCCCUCUCCGUUCACCGGAAAUUUCAUAAGCUGAGAUUCUCCGACAUCAGAAGAAUCUCCUCCUCCCUUCAGAUUUUUACAAUGUCUGGCUUGCUCGAUGGAAUCCCUGACGCAGUUGCUCUGAGAUGUCUAGCGCAUGUGCCUUUACACCAUCAUCCCAAUUUAGAACUCGUCUCUCGCUCGUGGCGAGCAGCGAUUCGAAGCCACGAGCUUUUUAAAGUCCGCAAAGAGGUCCAAUCACUUGAGCAUCUCCUCUGCGUAUGUGCUUUCGAUCCUGAGAACAUUUGGCAAGUCUACAGUCCUUACUCCGAUCGCUGGCUAACUCUCCCUCUCCUUCCAUCAAGAAUCCGCCACCUUGCUCAUUUUGGUGCUGUCACCACUGCCGGAUUGCUCUUUGUCUUAGGUGGUGGUAGUGACGCUGUUGAUCCCCUUACCGGGGAUCAUGACGGUACCUUUGCAACCGAUGAGGUCUGGUCUUACGACUUUAUACAGAGACGAUGGACUCCUCGCGCAUCAAUGCUUGUCCCCCGUGCUAUGUUUGCCUGUUGUGUUCUUGACGGCAAGAUUGUUGUUGCUGGUGGAUUUACUACUUGUAGGAAAUCUAUAUCUGGUGUUGAGAUGUAUGAUCCUGAUAUUGACGUCUGGACAUCUAUACCGGAUCUCCACAGGACACACAACUCGGCCUGCUCGGGUUUAGUGCUGGAUGGGAAAGUUCAUGUUUUGCACAAGGGCUUAUCGACAGUGCAGGUUCUUGAGAGUGUUAAACUCGGAUGGGAUGUCAAAGACUUUGGCUGGCCUCAAGGCCCAAUGGCGGUUGUUGAGGACGUGCUUUACGUGAUGAGCCAAGGGCUGGUGUUCAAGCAAGAAGGUGAGACGUGGAAGAUGAUUGCGUCGGCCUCUGAGUUUAAGCGGAGGAUUGGAAUGGCGCUGACGAGUUUGAGUGAGGAGGUACUGAUCGUAGGAGGGGUGAUUGGACCUGAUAGGCUCAAUUGGGAUAUCAAGCCCUUGUCAGACGUAGAUGUUUUGAACGUUGGGAGUGAUCGUCCGGCGUGGCGGAAGGUGGCUCCGAUGACAAGGUGUCGCGGGACGAUCCUUGGCUGCACGCAGUUGACAAUCUGAUUGGGAAUGCUUUUCAAAAUUACCUCUUAUUCGGUUUUGUAUGUCUUUAAAUUUCGUCAUGUUUGUAAAAUGGUACUCACAAAUUACAACAUUGAUGACUUCUUUCAUGUUUAUGUGAUAAAUUGGAAUGCUUUUGGUUCAUUU